Messenger RNA from Puccinia graminis f. sp. tritici CRL 75-36-700-3, 1089 nucleotides. Its product is annotated as ribosome biogenesis protein NSA2. Bases 1 to 930 code for a protein of 309 amino acids. NCBI's taxonomy places the organism in Eukaryota, Fungi, Basidiomycota, Pucciniomycetes, Pucciniales, Pucciniaceae. Gene Ontology annotation, biological process: maturation of LSU-rRNA; maturation of 5.8S rRNA. The transcript is spliced from 6 exons. Gene Ontology annotation, cellular component: nucleolus; preribosome, large subunit precursor. The record is from RefSeq and is a predicted model, not a curated record.
AUGCAUGCCACCUGGCGCAGCAGCAGCCCCCCUCCGCAGCCCGUGCCUUCAUUCCCACUUGACCACUUCUUGUUUGAGACACUUUUUCCAAAACCCAACCACAACCGACUUCACGACAAGAAUUUUAAAAACUCACGUUCCUGCAUCAUGCCACAAGGAGAGUAUAUCGAAGAAUUUCAGAAGCGUUCAGGGAAGAGACUUGAUCAUGACGAGAGGAAACGGAAACGAGAAGCGCGAGAGGUGCACAAGCGAUCGUCGAUCUCGCAAUCGAUGCAUGGCCACAAGGCCAAACUGCUGCAUGCCAAACGAUACAGCGAGAAGGUGGAGAUGAAGAAACGGAUCCGAGAGCAUGAGAAGAAGGAUGUCAAGACGAAGUCGACUGCCGACGACGGCUCAGGAGCCCUGCCCACUUAUCUGUUGGAUCGAGAGAAGGAGAAUAAAGCGAAAGCUUUGAGUAGUGCACUCAAGGAAAAACGGAAGGAGAAGGCUGGAAAGUAUUCGGUGCCGUUGCCUAAAGUUCGUGGAAUCGCUGAGGAUGAAGUGUUCAAAGUCAUGAAAACCGGUAAACGGAAACAAAAGGCAUGGAAAAGAAUGGUCACCAAAGCUACGUUUGUCCCUGAGAACUUCACUCGUAAGCCGGUGAAGAUGGAGCGAUUUAUCCGACCGAUGGGUCUCCGAGUCAAGAAAGCCAACAUUACACAUCCCGAACUUCAAGCGACGUUUCAAUUGCCGAUCAUCGGAGUCAAGAAGAACCCUCAAUCACCGAUGUACACCCAAUUAGGCGUGCUUACCAAAGGGACGGUGAUCGAGGUGAAUGUGUCUGAGUUGGGUUUGGUGACCACGGGUGGGAAGGUCGUGUGGGCCAAAUAUGCUCAAGUUACAAAUAACCCGGAACUUGAUGGAUGUGUGAAUGGUGUUUUGCUUGUAUGAGUAUGAAGAUCGUUUUUCUUUUUUUUGGUUUCUCUGUCUCUUUUUUCUAUGGAAAAAGGCGCCUUCUGUUUUUUUUUUCUUUAAUCCGAGUUUGUGUAUUUCUCGUAAAAAUAGUGAUUUCUUUUGACUUUCUUUGCAAAUCCAUCAUGAGUAUCUCCG